Molecule: messenger RNA, 5620 nt
Organism: Hemibagrus wyckioides
Lineage: Eukaryota; Metazoa; Chordata; Actinopteri; Siluriformes; Bagridae
Gene: myom1a
Product: myomesin 1a (skelemin)
Exons: 40
Coding region: 233-4795 (1520 amino acids)
Molecular function (GO): protein binding
Source: RefSeq, a predicted model, not a curated record
UUUUUGGCCUCUGUGCUCCCGCACUCCGCUCCGCACCGCACCGCACCGCUGCAUUGCCCGGAUUUUGGCCACUUUCGGAGUCGAGUCGCUUCUAUCUCACUUUUUUUCCACCCCACUGCGAAAUUUGGAGUUUGUUAAACUGCGAGUGCACCUAAAGCAACAAGUCGAGGAGGAAACAGGCCUCCGGGAUACUCGGAAAAUCAAGCGCAAGUCAAACCAAGAUCCAGUCAGGAUGUCAGGAUCUGUACGAGUGCAGCAACAGGAGCUGCAGCAGCGGAAUCUGGAGACUCACUUUGAAAGCAGCUACCACCAAAGCUCGCUGUCGUCCUUUAGCCACCAGUCUUAUGCAGCUCACGCGAGCAGCAUGGGGGUGCAAACUUCAAGUAAAAAGCAGGAGAAGAAGCUGACCUCCAUUUCCGGGGUGCAAACUGCCAAGAAGAAGGAGGAGAAGAAAGUGAGCUCUACCACCAGGGUGAAAGUAAGUAAGGGGUCUGCAAGUAAGAAGCAAGAAGAAAAAAAGGCUUUCUACGCCAAGGAGCACAAGUGCGCCUGCCUGGCACUGGACAAAGAGGAGAGCGUCAUUGGAUACGUGGUUCCUGUUUGUAAAAGCAGUUAUUUAGCCACACAGGAUCUGAUGGAGAGCCAAGAGGAAGUGAAGGAGGAAGGUCUGGGCUACGUGGUCAUGAGGAACCUCUUCUCCAGAGACUCUGAGUACCAGCUGAAACUGGUGAAGAAGAGCCGCAGCAUAACCAUGAGGGAGUCUGCAGAAAAACUGGCCCUUACCAAGAAGAUUCAUGAAAAGCACGAGUUCCAGAGGAAGCUGAACACGGACAAUCUGGCUCACCCUCCCGAGUUCAUCGUGAAGCCGCGUGGUCAGACUGUGUGGGAGGGAAAGAGUGUGACUCUACACUGCACUGUGGCGGGCUGGCCAAAACCCCGCGUGGCCUGGUACAAAAAUAAUGUGCUGAUCGAUGCAAAAGCUCACACUGAGAAGUACACUGCAGAAAGCAAUUACAACAUGCACUCUCUGGAGAUUAAAAACUGUGAUUUCAGCGACACGGCCGAAUACCGCAUCUCAGCUCUCAAUGUGAAGGGCGAGAGCUCUGCCUUUGCCUCGGUCAUCAUUAAAAGAUUUAAAGAUGGAAAAGUGACUGAAAGACCCCAUGCUUUCAGUCCUGAGUAUGGCGUCACCUUCAGGACCACCAUUAUCGAUAAGUUCACCGUGGCCUUCGGCCGUGAAGGAGAGACCAUGAGUUUGGGCUGCACUGUCAUCAUCUAUCCCACUGUGAAGCGCUAUCAGCCUGAGGUGCUGUGGUACAGGAAUGGUGUGGUUCUGGAACCAUCCAAAUGGGUGCAGAUGCACUGGAGUGGCCAGCGAGCCACACUCACUCUCAUCCACCUCAACAAAGAGGACGAGGGACUUUACACUCUGCGCAUCAACACCAAGUCAGGCUUCGACUCUCACUCCGCUUUUGUCUUCGUCCGAGAUACUGAUGUGGAGGUUGAAGGGGUCCCUGUUGCCCCUCUGGAUGUGAGGUGUCAUGAUGCGAAUAAGGAUUAUGUGGUGGUGACCUGGAAACAGCCAGCGGUUGAGGGCAGCAGCUCCAUCCUGGGCUACUUUAUUGACAGGUGUGAGGUUGGCACUCAUCACUGGAUCCAGUGUAAUGACACUCCAGUAAAAUAUGCCCGUUUCCCAGUCACCGGGCUCAUAGAGGGGCGCACUUACAUUUUCCGGGUUAGCGCUCUGAACCUGGCCGGGGUGAGUCGCCCUUCUCGUGUCUCUGACCCUGUAGUUGCCAUGGACCCAGCUGACCGGGCCCGUCUCAGAGCUGGUGUUUCUGCUCCAUGGACCGGUAUGAUCAAAUUUACUGAGGAAGAUCCCACAGUUGGUAUAAUCCCUGGGUCUCCUACUGAUCUGGCGGUGACUGAGGCCACUAAGAGCUACGUGGUGCUCAGCUGGAAGCCUCCUGUACAGAGAGGACAUGAAGGAGUUAUGUAUUAUGUGGAGAAGUGUAUGGUUGGCACAGACACCUGGCAGAGGGUGAACACCGGGAUGCCAGCGAAGUCACCUCGCUUUGCCCUUUUUGACUUGGCCGAGGGCAAAUCCUACACCUUCCGCGUGCGUUGCUGCAACUCCGCAGGUGUUAGCGAGCCGUCUGAGGAAACCGGAGCCACGACCGUCGGCGACAGACUGGACCUGCCCUCAGCACCAGGCCAUGUCGUGCCCAUCAGGAACACAGCCUCCUCUGUUGUGGUGACCUGGGGAGCUUCUAAAGAGGUCAAAGAACUUGUGCGCUACUAUGUGGAAGUCAGCGUCGUGGGCAGCAAUGUGUGGGUGCCAUGCAACAACAAGCCGGUCAAAGACACCAGGUUUGUUUGUCACGGGCUGAACACGGGAGACAACUGUGUGUUCAGAGUGAAGGCCGUGAACGCUGCUGGCUAUAGCACUUAUUCCAGCGAGUCUGAAUCCUGCCUUGUAAAAGCAGCCAUUGAGGUACCGUCUCCUCCUUCUGCUCUCACGAUGGUGGAAGGUGUUCGUGACACCAUGGUGUUGAACUGGCAGGCUCCUGCUAAAACCGGAGGAGCCGAUGUCAGGGGCUACUACCUGGACUACAGGACCGUUAAGGGCAGUGUCGUGAGCAAGUGGCACGAGAUCAACACCAAGGCUAUUACUGGAACUAGCUAUAAGGUGGAGAACCUGAAGGAGAACAUAUUGUACCAGUUCCAGGUUCGUGCAGUUAACCAGGCUGGUAUUAGUGAGUCCUGCAUCACCAGUGUUGCCUUUGAGUGUAAGGAGUGGACUGUCGCUUUGCCAGGCCCUCCUCAUGGACUUCACAUGCUGGAGGUGAGAAAGGAUUCACUGGUGCUGCUUUGGGAGCCACCCAAGUUCAACGGACGCAGCCCCAUCACCGGCUACUAUGUGGACAUCAAGGAGGAAGGUGGCAAAUGGAGAGGUGUUCAGGAGAGGUCUACCAAGAAUACAUACCUGCAGAUAUCUGGCCUGAAGGAAGGUGCCUCCUACACACUGCGUGUCCAUGCUAAGAACAUCGCAGGUGUUGGUGGACCCUCCGAAGCUACAGCCCCUGUCAUCGCGCAGACUCGCCCUGGCACUAAAGAGAUUGUGGUCGACGUGGACGACGACGGCGUGAUCUCGCUGAUCUUCGAGUGCUCCGAGAUGACUGAAAGUUCUCAGUUCGUGUGGUCGAGGAACUACGAGGCUUUCACGAAAUCCUCCCGUCUCACCAUCGAAACUGUCAAGGGAAAAUCUCGAGUCAUCUUUAAUGAUCCUUCACUGGAGGACCUGGGCAUCUACUCUUGUGUUGUCACCAACACUGAUGGCGUUUCUGCCAGCUACACACUGACAGAGGAGGGUCUGAGGCGCUUGUUGGACAUCAGCCAUGACCACAAGUUCCCCAUUAUUCCUUUCACAACCGAAAUGUCUGUUGAGCUACAGGAGAAAGGACGUGUGCGUGUCUGGGCACAGGUUGCUAAGUUUACCUCCAAAUGCCAAGUGGAGUAUGUUUUCAAUGAUAACAUCAUUACUCAAGGAAAGAAAUACACCAUGCAUUUUGACACCAAAACCGGCAUCAUCGAGCUGUUCAUGGACUCCUUGGAAAUCACUGAUGAAGGAACCUUCACGUUUAACCUCGUUGAUGGCAAAGCGACCGGACGCACCAGUCUGGUGCUCAUUGGAGCAGAGUUUGCCGAGCUUCAGAAGAAGUCUGAGUUUGAGCGAGCCGAGUGGGUCAGGAGACAAGGCCCUCACUUUGUGGAAUACCUCAGUUACGAGGUCACUCAAGAAUGUAACGUGUACCUGAAAUGCAGGGUAGGAAAUAUCAAACCUGAAACGGGGAUAAGCUGGUAUAAGGACGGAAUUGAGAUUGCAGAGGAUGACGAAGACGCUCAUAAAAUUGGCAUUGCAGGAGGCGUGCUGUCCUUCAACAUUGGCAAGCUCGUUAUAAAGAACGAAAGAGAAGUGAAAAAGAAACCUGCCGCUGAAGGAAGCCCAAAGAAGCCCAAACUCACAAAGAAGGACGCAGGUGUGUAUCAGGUGGAACUGUGGGACGAGAGAGGAAAGGAUAAGACUACGCUGGAUCUGACAGAAGCAGGUUAUAAGGCCGUGUUGAAUGAAAUGUUCAGAGUUAUAGCGCACUCGUCUACCGAAUUGAAGGUUCAAAGCACCGAGCAUGGAAUCAUCCUCUACUCGUCUGUCGUGUAUCACACAGAUGAGCUCCCUGUUGGCUGGUUUCACAAAGAUGGCAAGAUUUCAUACUCAGAGAGAGUGAAAUGUGGAGUCACAGAAGAGCAGCUGUGGCUGAAAAUCAACGAACCCACAGACAAGGACAAGGGCAAGUAUGCCAUCGACAUCUUCGCCGUCGAAGGCAGCGUCAGGAGAGUUCUUGACCUCACCGGCCAAGUAUGGGAGGAAGCCUAUACAGAGUUCCAGAGGCUGAAGGCUGCAGCUAUUGCAGAGAGAAACCGAGCACGUGUGAUUGGAGGCCUGCCAGAUGUGGUCACUAUCCAGGAGGGCAAGUCUUUGAACCUCACCGGCAACGUGUGGGGCGAUCCUCUGCCUGAAGUCAGCUGGCUGAAGAAUGAAAAACAGCUGGUUCCUGACGAUCACAUCACGCUCAAGCUUGAGCACGGCAAGUUUGCCAGCAUCAGCAUCGCAUCAGUCAAUUCGACCGACUCAGGAAAGUACGCCCUGCUGGUGAAGAACAAGUACGGCACAGAGGCUGGCGAGUUCACCGUCAGCGUCUACAUACCAGAGGAUGAAGCUGAGAAGAAAGAGUAGAGAAAUACAGAAGCUGAAGGGAAGAGAGGGGCCGUGAUAUGACCAGUGUGCAUUCUAAAGCAUUUUACUCCAAAGCAUGCACAACUUCAGUAUGUCAUAAGCACACAGACACGGUAAAGCUGCUGGCCAAUUAGUACUCAUAAUAAACAUCUGAUAUAUCAGUCAUAAUAAACAAAUCAAUGGUGCUCAGUGGUAAUUUAAACUAGCACCAGAUCUGAAACACUCAGCACAUUCAGUCAGCUUUAAUAAACCACUUGCUCUGUUUUUCUUAUAAACCCUUUUUAAAAGGUGAACAUGGUUUGAAAUAAAAUGCUUUAAAUGUCACCAUAUUCAUACAUAAAACGAGCACGUGCCUUUACUGUUUUAAAAUGUUACCCGUUUGUAUUAUUAGUGUCUAUGUUAUUUCCUGUUUUAACAAUUGUUACCUACAGGUCAUCCCUCUAUGACUGAGAAAAAUCUUGAGAAACAGCUCAGCUAGAAGACGUAACUCUCUUUGCUUAAAUGUACUCAUUAUAAUAGUACUGAAAAGGAAACUUCUGGAGAUGAUAAAAUAAGCACAUUGUAGUAGAAGUAUAAUGUCUUCUAAGGAGCUCUUUAGCAGGAUUUUAAGUUACACUAGUGUUAUAUGGAUGUGCUUCAGUUCUAUGGCAGUCUAUAUGAAGCAAAAGGCUUUUAAGGUUAUAGGCUGUCUGUUUAUAUCUGUUUGCAGUAUUGAUGGUCUAAUGUCACUCUGGAUAUGUCUUAACGACUGAAAACAAAACAUAGUGUAAUGUGACGACCACAAAUAAAGCCUUGAAACGCAAAAUAAAAAUGUAUUUUAUUGUU